Ostreococcus lucimarinus CCE9901 is the source of this 852-nucleotide messenger RNA. RefSeq lists its product with no specific name. Lineage: Eukaryota; Viridiplantae; Chlorophyta; Mamiellophyceae; Mamiellales; Bathycoccaceae. Gene Ontology annotation, biological process: sterol biosynthetic process. The transcript has a single exon. Gene Ontology annotation, molecular function: C-4 methylsterol oxidase activity; iron ion binding. The record is from RefSeq and is a predicted model, not a curated record. The coding region runs from base 1 to 852 and encodes 283 amino acids.
AUGGGUGUAUCAAACACCGCCGUGUGCGCGUUCGGCGUGCAAUUCUUCGGCUAUAUCGCGCUGUCGACGGCGCUAGAGCUCUGGUUUUACGUCGACUGGAGCGGCAAACGCGACUCGAGCGCGACGCAUUCGCGCAAAAUACAGCGCCACAAACGCGCGUGCGGCACCGUUCGCGCGCACAAAAGUGACCCAUGGGGGCUUCCAUUGUAUCAGCUGCUGUGCGCGAGAAAACCGAGGCCGGAUGGGCGAGACGAGUGUUUUGAGCAUCAUCGAUUGUUCGCGUCUGUGAAUUUGCUGACUUCGGCGACGUUUGCGGGCGUCGUCGGCGAGACGGUGAAUCGCGGGGCGCCGUACACUUCCCUAUACGGCGGCUCGGCGUUUGAUUUGAAUUGUGGAAUUUUAGCGUGCGUCUGGGCUUUCGUGAAAGCGGUGGCGUGGCAGAGCGUCGCCGAGUACGCGUGGCAUCGAGCGAUGCACUCGCGGUUCGCCUACGCGAGAUGGCACAAGGCGCACCACGCGUACGCGAGCCCGUGCGUGUGGUGCGAUUUGUGCAUACACCCACUCGAGGCGUUGGGGUAUUAUGUGAUAUUGUACAGCCCGGCGUUCGUGAUACCGAUGCCGAAGGCGAGCUUUUUGGCGUACAUUUGCGUCAUGGGCGUGGCGGGAGUCUUAGAUCACAGCGGCGUCGACGUCGCCGUGCGCGCGAGAGGGUGCGGCGUCGCCGUGUACGACACUAAGUUUCACGACUUGCACCACGCGCGGUUCAACGUCAACUACGCGUUUCCGUUUGAUUUCAUCGAUCGCGCGUGCGGGACGUACGCCGAAAUCAAACGCGACGCGCGCGCCGGGUAG